AUCUUCGAUGCUUAAAAUUCGAUCAUGAGUUCUCUUAAUUGCCUUAAAGUGCUUGUUUGUGUAUUUUGCUUGUGCUUGAAUCAUAAUAUACAUGCAAGGGAUGAGGGACUGUAUAGCGUAGUGGCCCCCGGAACCAUAAUCCCUAAUCGGGACUUCAAAGUAACCGUUGCCGUUUAUCGCAUCAAAGAACCAGUCACCAUUAAACUGGCCAUCUCAGGGAAUUCGUAUAAUGAUUCCCUGACCGUGGACCUACCCACAGACCGCGAAAUGAAAGAGGUCGCCUUUAAGGUGCCUGACCUUUCCUCGGGUGACUACGCACUAACAGCUGAAGGAGUGUCAGGCCUGAAGUUUCAGAACUCCAUUAGUCUUUACUUCCGUGACGAUGCUCCAGUGGUUGUUUUACUAAUUGACAAGGAUGAGUAUAUCCCUGGAGACAAGAUUAGCUAUCGCGUUUUGUUACUAAAUGAGCAACUUCGCCCAGAUACUUAUGCCAAAGAUAUGGUUAUCUGCCUCUUGGAUCCUAAAGGAAACAAGGUUGAUAAGGCCACAAAAAGCAAGGUAGCUGACGGAAUAUUCUGGACAAUUUCAGUUGUCCAAAAGGGCAGCUCUGGGGCAAUGGGAGUUGAACCUCGAGGAUACAGAGGGUACAAAGAAAAAGACCACAAGGUUCUUAUAAAGAUUACGAACUUAGAUGGAUCUCUGGUAUCCGAAAGCAAGUCAGCGGUGAAGCUUAUUUACAGCGAAGGUACUAUACAAAAUAAUAGCUACUUCAGAAAAUUCAGAGAAGUGGACGAAAAGAAGCGCUUUGAGUUCGAAGGCCAAUUGGAUAAGCCGGGACAUUACGUGUUCAAAGCAAACCUCUCUGAUUUACAAAAAAAAAACGAAUACUACGAUAUAUCUGUGGAAUAUAAGGGCGAAGAAUAUCGAAUCCAGCAAACAAUCUCACAAUCGAUAGGCUUCAUUAUGGACGUGACAAAUGCUUUUUUCACACCUCAGAUAGAUGUGGAUUUCUUCCUUCAGAUCCAUGGACCCAAAGAUGACAACGGUCUUCCAGCUGCUUUGGUUGUUGGCGAUGAGUUCCGGGUGACUCUCAAUUCCAACGAACCCAUCAAAUACUUUAUAUACAACAUAGUGGCCCGUAGUCUUAUACUGCACACCGAAAGAGUUGAGUUCGACGAGCCCAAGAUGGUUUACAACUUCACCUUGAAGGCUACGCAUCUCACUGCGCCCCAUUUUUAUAUUUAUGCCUACUAUGUAGACGAACAGGGAGUCCUUCAUCACACCAAGUCUAAAUUCAAAGUUCUCAUGAGUCUUUCCAACGAAAUUAGUAUAUCUGCACCAAGCACAGGGUAUCCUGAAGAAGAAGUCAAGCUAAGAAUCAGAACAGAACCCAAUUCCUUUGUCGGCAUCUUGGCGGUCGAUGAAAGGUUUUCAGGCAGGAUAAGGAUAGAUGACAGAAAACAGGACGAUAUUGAUUAUCUGUUUUAUGUCAAUAAACUCUCAAAUGCUUUGUCAUUUGUCAAGCCCUCAACGAGCUUUCCCAGAAAUCAUGAAAUAGAAAUGAGCUCCUUAGAAGAUCAGUUGAAGGACUUCUAUUUGCACACCUACCACGAUGUUCCUGGAUCGCAUCUUGGUCUUGUCACCAUGACCAACGCCCAGAUUAAGGAAAGGAUCUUUCGAUUCUUCGACAAGGACAAAGACGUAUCUGCGAGAGCAUUAUCAGCGAAAUAUCCUUUGAAAUCCACUGAAUCCUGGCUGUUUUCCGAUAUACAAAUAUCGCACACAGAGGUUACGGAACUGCAAAUAAAGCUUCCUGACACCCUUGGCACCUGGGUAGUGAAAAGUUUUUCCUUGCACCCGGAAAAAGGAUUGGGCGUCUUCCAAAGUAACGUUACACAAAUCAGAACCAUCAAUCCCUACUCGCUCUUCAUUCAUUUACCGUACUCAGUGAAACUAGGAGAAACGGUCAGAAUUCCGGUUCUGAUCGUCAACCAUUUACCCGAAACGAAAUUGAAAGUAGAGUUAGCACUGGACAACGGAGCUGAUGGCCUUGAAGAUUCCUUGGAAUAUCGUCAAACACAACUCAUGGAAAUCGAUGAGUAUGGAGCCAAAAGCGCGUUCUUCAUUUUCUGCCCCAACUAUACGGGAAACUUUAUUCCUCUAGAAUUUACAGCAACCUCUUCAGUUAAAAAUACUACUGUUCAUAAGUCGCUAAUGGUUAUUGAAGACAAUGUAAGAGGCAGCACCGAAUAUAGAAAUCGCGCCAUCCUAGUGAACUUGAAGGACAACCAGGACUACAAAAGCACCUUCCAGGUUGACCUCCCAAAUUCCAGACUGAUCGAGUUUAGUUUAUUCAGUGACCCUCUCGGUCCGAUCCUUCAAAACUUGGGUAUUUCAAUACCGGAUGGCACGGGCGAACUGGUCAUGUCUAAAAUGGUAGUUAACUUUUUGGUGUGGAGCCACCUUAAUGGAACCAAAAAACUCGAUGGAGCUUUGGACACUCGAAUCAAAAAUAAUUUAAAAGAGGGCUAUCAGAACAUACUGAACUAUUGUCACGACGAUGGAAGCUUUAGCUACUUUGACCCCCCGAAAGCCAACGGUUCCAUCUGGCUAACCUCUUACGUCCUGCGUUACUUAGGCGAAAUUAGGGCUGUCAUAUAUGUCGAUCCUACAAUUCUGAAAAAGGGAUUCGCAUUUUUGCUCAGCCGCCAGCAUGAAGACGGAAGUUUCACGGAGGAUUUCAAAUACUUUUCAAGGUCCGGGAGCCCUCUUUUCUUUACAUCCAGUGUCCUGUUGGCUCUUCAGAAACAAACCAGUCCCGAGAAGGAAGCCAUAAGCAAAGCGGUGGCUUUUCUAAGAUCUCAGCUCGACGAAACAGCCUUAUCACUGGCCAAGUCAAUGGCCAUAUAUGCAUUGCAAAAGUCGCAGGCCCCGGGAUCUGAUAAACUUGUGGCGCAACUUAGAUCCGUGUCAAAGCAGGAAAAUGACCAACUUUGGUGGGCAGAGGAUGUGCAGAACGGAAGCCCUCAAGAUGUGGAGAUCACCUCAUAUGCCCUGCUCUCCCUCAUGGAUUCGGAAAUGGAUGUGCCAGAGUCAGCAAUCAGCACCGUUCGAUGGCUUUUGGCCCAGAGAAAUAUUUAUGGAGAAUUUGACUCCAGCCAGAAAACAGUUAUUGGUCUUACAGCCUUGGUUGAGUUCGCUGAAAAAUGUGGUUACAAUCCAAGCGCUUGGGAAGUGAGCAUCAGCAACGAAGACAUAUCCCAAAAAUUCGUCCUAGGCAAUCUGACCCAGUUGACCCAGUCGAUUAACUUCCCGCCGGCCACCAAAUUCCUGGAGGUUCAGGCAAAGGGAACUGGAGCAGCUCUCAUCCAGAUUAGCUAUGGGUAUGACUUCGAGGAGAAGCAGGCCAAUCCAAGCUUCAGUAUUCAGACUACGGUCAGACCCAGCAGUUUGUCAUCGAAGAUGGAGCUAGUCGUGUGCGUGGAGUUCCUGGAGAGGAGCACAAAGGCCUCCAAUAUGGCCGUUUUGGAGGUGUCCCUGCCCUCCGGAUACAGAUCGGAUAGAUCGAGCUUCAAGAAAAUUCGUGAAGUCGAAGGAGUGGGGUCCGUGGAUACCAAGAAUGAAGACUCCGUGGUCAUCGUCUACUUUGAAAGCCUGGCCAAGAAUGAAAGCAAAUGCAUUCCCGUCGAGGCGUACAGAACACUUGAAGUGUUCAAUCUUAAGCCUUCCAGUGUAGUUAUCUAUGAUAAUUAUGGCCGGAAGGCAACCGAAUAUUAUCAACUUAAAUUGGAGCUCAGCGACAUUAGAGGCACUUAAAGUCGCCGUUUUGAGUCCACAGGCUCAUAAAUCAAGCUAUUUCAUUUUAAUCAACGUACCACGCUUCCUACAGCCCACAUUUUUAUGGUACUACUCGAAGUUAAAUCCAAUAUACCAUAAUCACCUUCAAUGUCAGAUCGUAGAUAUGAAUCUGCUGAGUCAGCAAUAAAUAUUUGUAAACAUUGCGCUAGCAAAUUGGA
Drosophila erecta is the source of this 4016-nucleotide messenger RNA. Its product is annotated as CD109 antigen. Lineage: Eukaryota; Metazoa; Arthropoda; Insecta; Diptera; Drosophilidae. Gene Ontology annotation, molecular function: endopeptidase inhibitor activity. The record is from RefSeq and is a predicted model, not a curated record. Gene Ontology annotation, cellular component: extracellular region.